This is a messenger RNA of Cantharellus anzutake, 1668 nucleotides long. Its product is annotated as kinase-like domain-containing protein. Gene Ontology annotation, molecular function: ATP binding; protein kinase activity. Bases 118 to 1626 code for a protein of 502 amino acids. The transcript has 6 exons. Gene Ontology annotation, biological process: protein phosphorylation. The record is from RefSeq and is a predicted model, not a curated record. NCBI's taxonomy places the organism in Eukaryota, Fungi, Basidiomycota, Agaricomycetes, Cantharellales, Hydnaceae.
CCUCUGUUUAUAGCUGUGCUAGACUGGCAGUGGUAUAAGACACGUACCUUACUAGCCUACUGGCCUGGCCCCUUCAACCUCCCCAACUUCCCUUCGCUAGACCAGGAAUAACGCAAGAUGGAAGUUUCUAGGUUGGAUCGGAGGGGUGGAUCGGGGAAGUGCUAUGCCUGUAUGAUGAUGGGGAAAAAAUGCGUCAGGCUGCCCAAUGUCGUCUCCUGCCAUCAAUGUGCUCGAUACCAUAUCGCUUGUCCGGGACGUAGACCCCUUCCGACUCAAGAUGAAUGGACGCUUGAUGAAGUCCGUAACGAAGUCAGAUCGUGGAUGGCAAGCCGACCAAAGCGAGAGAACGCCGCGAUAUUAAAUUUGGCAGAGAUUUUCCAGCGAUAUGAGCCCCCCCGCCCCUUACCUGCUGACCCGUCGCCCACCGACCAUCUUCCCACUGACCGUUCCGUCCUCUCUGGGCUACAAGCCAAGUUUCGGGCCCCCAGCCCUUUGCAUGCCGACCUUCCACCAAACCAGGACAACAAUCCUCAAAAAUCUUGUACCUCUUCAUCUCGGAGGAGCGCGGGUCGGGUUCUCGGCGGCUAUGAAAGAGGUUUGGCCAGAAAUCCCCUUGCGACUCUUCCCCAGCCCUCUACAUAUCAUCCAACCGAAAGUCGUGUCGAUCCUGUAGUUGAGGAGGGUAUUAAUUGCCCUGAUCUCACCCCAUAUAUCUCCAUAGUGCGCCAAGUUGCCGUAGGAGGAUACUCGCUUGUGUACCAAGCCGAAUGGGAGCGUGAUUCGCCAGACAUUCGGUCCCAGGUCAGCGAACAUCUCCCCCAAGCAACCGAUUCGGAAUACACGAGUCAGGAAGUCGCCGUGAAAUUGCUCCACGUGUCGGAUACAAAAGAUUUGGACCCCGAGACGAAAAGCUGGAAGCAUCUGAGACGAGAGAUACGAGUAUGGUCACGUCUAAUGCACGUCAAUGUUGUUCCGCUGCUCGGCUAUGUGCAUUAUCAAAAUGGCCAGCUUGGCUUCGUCUCUCCAUGGUAUCCAGAAGGGAAUGUAAUCGACUUCAUCAAGAAUCAUCCUGAUGCUAAUAGAGACAUGAUCUGUGCCGAUGUAGCAUCAGGAUUGGAACAUCUCCAUUCACAAAACCCAUCGAUCGUGCAUGGAGAUAUCAAGGGACACAAUAUUCUGAUCACUUCGGAUGGACAUGCUUUGAUCUGUGAUUUCGGCCUGUCGAGGAUUUUGGACGACAACCCUACUGGACUUACAUCUACAGUGGUUGGAAUGACCCUUCGCUUCUCAGCUCCAGAGUUACUACAUAGUGAAAGGAAGACAGUGGAAACCGACGUUUACGCUUAUGGGUGUGCUUGCAUUGAGAUCUUACUAGAGAAGAUGCCGUAUGAAGGUAUCCGCCACGAAGGGCCCCUCGUAAUGGCGAUUGAAAAUGGCACUCCGCCUAUCUCUCCCCAACAACUUAAAGAGUGUAACUCACUCCUUCCACUUCGUAUGUUAAGUAGAUGUUGGAAGAAGGAACCGUCCAGACGACCACGGGCUGAAGAAUUGGCCGAAGCAUUUCGAGGCGCGUUCGUGAGCCAUGCAAGAACUCGUGCACGUCUUGAUGAUCGGCUGCAGGGGUGAAGCUCAUGAUCGUUAUAUUUUGCCUCUCAUAUCAUUUCCCUC